AUGCAUGAUCUCAGCCGUCGAAUCCACUCGCUCAUCUCCCACCCCCCUCCAGCCCUCAUGCGCCUCGCCGCACUCACAGCCGCCACCUUCCCUCGUGCUCCCUCGCAUUCUUCUCAAGCAUCUGGUGCUGCUGGUUCUGCUUGUGCAAGUCAAUCGCAGCUAUCAGAUUUCCGGGAGGCGUUUCGGAGAGAGGUGUCAGCUCACCAGCUCACCCGUCUGCUACCGAUUCAAAGACAAUGUAAGGACGUCAACCUCUUCUUUGCUCUCCUCUUCCACGCCAUAGCAGCCUUCUCCCCUCACGCCAUCGCUUCCUCCUCUUCCCGCUCCUCUUUCUCCUCUCCAUCCGCCUCUCCUUCCUCCUCACCUCCCGCGUCUCCCUCAUCCCCUCGCACCUCAACCUGCACCGCACGGCCCGCCAUCCAUCUCUCUCGAUUUGACCUCUUCCACUGCCACCUCUUCGCUACCCACUCCUCCGGUCGCCUCGGUGCCCUAUUCCACGCCAAGGAGUAUCCUGCUUUCUGCCCCGACUCCUUCCCCGUCAACCUUGGCUUCUGCCAAUCAGGCUCCCCCGUGCCCUACGAUGCCUCCAUGAGCUUUCGGAACAUUCUUUGGCUCGCUCCAUUCCAUGCCAGCUGGCGCCGCAGCACUGGUGGCAGCAGCACUGGUGGCAGCAGCACUGGUGGCAGCAGAACUGGUGGCAGGAGCAGGAGUGGAAGCAGUUGCAGAAACAUACCUGACACGUACCUGCCAGGAUCCCUCCACAUCCUUGAGACAACUGAGGAGUCGUCGAUCUUGCAUGAGGAGCUGGUUUGUGAAGGGCUCAAGCUUACCCACACUAUCUAUGAGAAUCUGAACCAAUCACAGGCCGAUGGCGAUUCCGAUGUCGUCACUCUGAACAAUGACAACUUUGACGAUUAUGUCGGCAAGGAGGAGGCCGCGUUUGUCAAGUUCUACGCUCCUUGGUGCGGUCACUGCAAGAAGCUGGCCCCAGAGUACGAGAACUUCGCCACCGCGUUCAAGAAGACUAAGUCCGUCGUUAUCGCCAAGGUGGAUUGCGACGAGCACAAGGAUGUGUGCAGCAAGUACGGUGUGAGCGGCUUCCCCACGCUCAAGUGGUUCCCGGCUGGCGAGUCCAAGCCUGAAGACUAUAGUGGCGGACGAGAGGCAUCGGAUCUGGUUGAGUUUGUAAACGAGAAGCUCGGGACACACGUGAAGAUCGCUGCCCCUGUGUCGCAUGUGCUUGCUCUCGACCCUUCCAACUUCGACAAGGUGGUUCUUGACACCUCCAAGCACGCUCUCGUCGAGUUUUACGCUCCUUGGUGCGGCCACUGCAAGUCCCUCGCUCCUACGUACGACAAGCUGGGCGCGGUGUUCAAGGCGGACAAGAACGUGGUCAUCGCCAAGGUGGACGCCGACUCGCACCGCUCCCUGGGCGAGAAGUACGGCGUGUCGGGCUUCCCGACGAUCAAGUGGUUCCCGGCGGGCAACAAGGACGGCGAGGACUACAACGAGGGCAGGGACCUGGCGGACUUCGUCAAGUUCAUCAAUGAGAAGACCGGCACCAGCAGGACCGUCUCUGGCAGCCUCCUCGAGACGGCGGGGCGCAUUGCUGAGCUGGACGAGAUUGCUACUGCCUUCGCUGCGGCGAAGGAGGGAGAUAGGGCCAGUCUCAAGGCUAAGGCUGAGGCAGUGAAGGUGGCCGAUGACAAGGCCAAGCAUGCGGCCAUCUACGUCAAGACCAUGAAGAACAUCAUUGAGAAGGGAGCUGACUACGCUGAGAAGGAGGUGGCUCGCCUCACCCGCGUGCUUGCAGGGUCCCUCAAGCCAGAGAAGGCUGACGACUUCACCAUCCGCAAGAACAUUCUUACUGCUUUUGUUUAG
This is a messenger RNA of Closterium sp. Naga37s-1, 1881 nucleotides long. Lineage: Eukaryota; Viridiplantae; Streptophyta; Zygnematophyceae; Desmidiales; Closteriaceae. The record is from the annotation of a GenBank genome assembly.